CCGGGCAAAGCCACCCGCCGCCCGCGCACCUCUCUCCCAGCUCGGCCGCUUAGCCCUCGGUGGCGCUCGGCUCCCGCAGGCGCUCGGCCCCGCGUCCCUCGGUCCCCUCCCUGCUGGCCGGACAGGGAGGAUCCAAUGGCAGAGCCCACUGUCCCCAAGGUCCCCACGUUGUUCCUGGUCCUCUUGUUGUUUCCAGAGCUCAGUGUGGCAGGCUCUCUCGCACCUGGAACCGCCCAGAACCUACCUGAGACUCACAUCCCUUUCCCUGGCUCUGCGCUGUGGGAGCCUCAGGCUGGCCACCACAGCAGGCGGGGCCUGGGCAGGAGGGAACGAGACCCAGGCAGGUCCGCCCGAGCCCAGAAAGGUUCUGUGGUCACCACCACCAGGCAGGCUGGCUUGGACAUGAGACUUCCACCUGAACAGAGCCCUGCAGGCCUCCUGAGGGACAAGGACCUGCUCUUGGGGCUGGCAUUGCCCUACCCGGAGAAGGAGCCCCGGAAUCCAGGGUGGGAAAGAGCCAGGAAACGUGGCAGAGAGCACAAGAGACGCAGGGAGAGGCUGAAACCACACCGAGGCCGAGCCGCUAUCCGAGGUCCCAGCUCCCUAAUAAAGAAGGCCGAGCCCACUGAAGACCAGACCCUGGACGCCGCUGCCGAGGAGUCUUCCACCAGCCUGGCCCCCACGAUGCUCUUCCUAACCACCUUGGAGGCUGCGCCUGCCACGGAGGAGUCCAGGAUCCUGCCUGUCACCUCCCUGCAGUCCCAGGCCCAGCCCAGGUCUGACGGGGAGGUGAUGCCCACACUGGACAUGGCCUUGUUUGACUGGACGGACUAUGAAGACUUAAAGCCUGAGGUCUGGCCUUCUGCCAAGAAGAAAGAUAAAUCUCGAGGUCUCUUCUCCAGUGACGGUAACGAGACAUCAGCAACUGAAGGGGAGCCUUGCAACCAUCACCAGGACUGCCUGCCAGGGACGUGCUGCGACCUGCGGGAACAUCUCUGCACGCCUCAUAACCGCGGACUCAACAACAAAUGUUUUGACGAUUGCAUGUGUGUAGAAGGGCUGCGCUGCUACGCUAAAUUCCACCGGAACCGCAGGGUCACUCGGAGGAAGGGACGCUGCGUGGAGCCCGAGACGGCCGACAGCGACCAGGGAUCCUUCAUCAAUGUCUAGCGCCCCAGGGCCAGUGGCGCCUUCCCCACCGGCCUGGGGCCUGAGCCCGGGAGGUCUGGAGAAGCCGGGCGCGGGGUCUGUGACUAGCCCUGGGAGAUCCAGUGGAGAACUGAUGGCUGAGUCUGCAAGCGCGGGUGCAGGUCCAGG
Messenger RNA from Jaculus jaculus (lesser Egyptian jerboa), 1317 nucleotides. RefSeq names its product dorsal inhibitory axon guidance protein (gene Draxin). Gene Ontology annotation, biological process: Wnt signaling pathway; axon guidance. Gene Ontology annotation, cellular component: extracellular region. The record is from RefSeq and is a predicted model, not a curated record. Lineage: Eukaryota; Metazoa; Chordata; Mammalia; Rodentia; Dipodidae. The coding region runs from base 136 to 1170 and encodes 344 amino acids. The transcript is spliced from 7 exons.